Drosophila busckii is the source of this 619-nucleotide messenger RNA. RefSeq lists its product as uncharacterized. Gene Ontology annotation, molecular function: metal ion binding. The transcript has 2 exons. The record is from RefSeq and is a predicted model, not a curated record. Lineage: Eukaryota; Metazoa; Arthropoda; Insecta; Diptera; Drosophilidae. Bases 85 to 609 code for a protein of 174 amino acids.
UGCAUGGCUUACACUUUGGUAUUUGGUAUAUUAUUCAACACGGUCACUCUAGAAUUUUUGUUAUCGUAAAGCAAAACAUAAACAAUGUCGCUUGUGGCUGAUUAUAGCGAUUCAUCCGAUUCCGAGAGCACGAGUAGUGAAUCAAACAAGGCUGUCGGCUUAAGCCCUGUGCAGAAUCAAAUAAAGUUGCCUAGUGCAAGUGAUGCUUUAGACAAUGCAGCAGCCAAACGGACUGGAGUUGUAUUGAGUAAUCCCUUUUUGGAAGCAGAGCUGCACAAGACCGCCUCUCUAGAACGUCACGUAAAAAUGGUUAACAACGAUGCUCAUUUGCAGCUGAAAAAUGGUCGCAAAAUCUGUUGGAAUUACAGAAAGGGAAGAUGUCGUUUUGGCACAAACUGUCAGUACGCACACGACUCGGAUUUAUCUGUUGAAGAAGCUAAAACUGCUGUUACUAUAGUUACACCAAUUUCAAGUGGAAACAAAACGAAUGCCAGUAAACGCAAACGACCAGGUCUAAGUGAUGCUAUAGAACCUGGUAAAAAAGUCAUGAAAUCUUACCAGCAGCAGCACCAAAUGCAGGGCAGUGGAGUACGCCACCCGCCCAACUAGGCUUAAAUGA